Aspergillus pseudonomiae is the source of this 2716-nucleotide messenger RNA. Its product is annotated as RING-type E3 ubiquitin transferase MAG2. Gene Ontology annotation, biological process: positive regulation of transcription by RNA polymerase II. The transcript has 2 exons. The record is from RefSeq and is a predicted model, not a curated record. Bases 225 to 2429 code for a protein of 734 amino acids. Lineage: Eukaryota; Fungi; Ascomycota; Eurotiomycetes; Eurotiales; Aspergillaceae. Gene Ontology annotation, molecular function: transcription cis-regulatory region binding; metal ion binding.
CAGGAACCCUGGUGCUUCUCCUCGCCUGGUGCUGCCCCUCGGGGUUUUCACUGUGAUGAUUGUACCUAGCUUUAUCUUGCGUUAUUUUGUAUCCUGACGUCGUGAGUCUGCUGCGUCGACGGAAAGACUCAAUUCCGCCGCGCUAUCCCUCCAAUCACUGUUUCCACUCUUCUCCUACUGUAGGAGAAGGAUACUAUCUUAUCGGAUCGGAGUGGAAGGAAGAAAUGUCGUCCAAUCCUAGCCAGAACUCAACCCCUUCGAAAGCAAUCAACAUCGCAAAUCAGUGCGGAUCUACGACAUACCACUCCACUUCCUCGAUUGAUAUCAGUUCUCAACGACGCGCGGGAGGCUCUGGUAGUUUCGGAGCAGGCUUAACAUCGAGGAAUACAAACACUCCGAGAAAUAACCAGUCCCGAAAAAGCCAACACAAGCGACAAAGGCGCCCUGGGUUACUGGAUGAUGAAGAGUACAGCGAGUCUGCCAUCAUGAGAUCGACAAACAGCCGAAAGGGACAAACGUCCAUCACUCAUCUGAUGAAUUUCUCCCUCCCCCCUCGUCCUCAGUAUCAGCCCCCGCCACGGAAUAUUCGUCGAUAUGCGUCAUGGGGUUUGGGGUCCGGACACCAUGCCAUGGACAAAGCUCGUUACGUCCAUGCGAAUUACCGGUUUAUCGUGACAUCAAAUCGAGCCUACCAUGCACAAGCAGCCAAUGCUGACGUCCACCUAGACUGGGAAUCUGUACUUCAGGUUUUGGUUUCGGCUCAGACUCAGUCCGCCAGCUGUCCAAUCUGCUUAUCUACUCCAGUAGCGCCUCGAAUGGCUCGUUGCGGUCAUAUAUUUUGCCUUCCCUGCCUUAUCAGAUAUAUGCACUCAUCCGAUGAAGACAGUCUGCUGCCUGAGAAGAAGCCACGAUGGAAAAAAUGCCCUAUCUGUUGGGACACGAUAUAUAUAAUAGAAACACGCCCCGUACGAUGGUUUCGUGGUCAAGAGGGUGACCUGCCUUUUGAGGGUGGUGACGUUGUUUUGAGGCUCGUGAAAAGAGAACCAAGGAGCACUUUGGCACUGCCCCGUGAUGGUGCUGAAAGUAUUGGACCGGAUGAGGAUAUCCCAUGGUACCAUGCCGCUGAGGUUGCUGAUUAUGCUCGUAUUAUGAAAGCAGGCGAAGACUACAUGGUCGGCCAAUAUGACAGUGAAAUAGAGGACCUCCGCCGCCAAGAAGCAGAAGAUGAGGUCCUGUUUGGUGACGAGACAACAUGGACCCAAAAAGCGAUUGCAGCCAUCAAUGACGCUAAAACAAAGGUGAAGGGAAUUGGUAACCCGCCAGACAUCUCGCAGCAGCCUACAGCGAUCAACAUACCAAAAGGUCCGAUUCUUGAUCAGUCACAGCACGGUCUUAAAUCUGGACAGGUUCUCUCUGUUCUCUCUGCUGAGGCGGUACAACCAGACACCGGCUCAGAUGUGGCAACUUCCAUGCCAGGCCUACAUAGUGAAACGGAUCGUGUGACAGAGGCGUUAAAUCGCGUUAACAUUGACGCUGUACCUGUGGCGAAAGCCAAACAGAGAGAUCCUGGCACAAGCCGGGUCUCAGUGUCGUCUGAGCAGACCCGGGUAACAAAUGGUCCUCAUCCAUCAGAUCACCCAUUCUACUUUUAUCAAGCGCUACCCCAUUUUUACCUCUCGCCUCUUGACAUCCGUAUUUUAAAGACUGCAUUUGGCGAUUAUUCAUCAUUCCCCGCGACUAUCCUUCCUCGCGUUGAACACAUAUCUACUGGUCAUAUUGUGGACGAUGAGCUCAGAAAGCGGGUUAAAUAUCUCGGUCAUCUCCCACAAGGGUGUGAAGUAAGUUUUCUCGAAUGUGACUGGCGGGAUGUGGUUGGGCCAGAGAUAUUAGAGCGCUUUGCUGCUGAAACAGCGAGGAGAAGAAAGAGAAAUAGGGAGAAAGAGGCUCGCGAAGAAAAAGAUCGGGUUCGGGCUGAGAAGGAGGAUGAGAAACAUUGGGCUGCAGCUCGUCGUAAUAGGAGGUCAAGCAUUGGUGUUACUGAUCCUCUGUUCUUUGAUCAUGAUUUUCAACCGUUAACGAGCGGUGCUUCAGGCUCUGGCCCCUCAAAUUUUUGUUCUUCUACAUCGCCUCCCGAAUUCUCACAUCCUGGUGCUGCCAAUUCGUCAUCAAGCAGUCCUCCAGGCGCUCGCACCGUAUGGGGCACAGCCGCCGUCCCAAUGCUCGCCCAGCAACCAGAUUUACCUCUAGGGGCUGCGUCUCAGGAUGGUUGGCUUGAGGGGUGGGAGGAGGAGUUAUUGGCCCAACAAGAGCACGAAUUCCUGGCUCAAGCCGCUACAAAUGAAAACACCCCUUCCUCUUCCAGUGGCGGAAGGAAGAAAAAGAACAAAAAGAUCACACUCAUGUCGACUAACAUCCAGAGAGGCGCCUGAAAGGGGAAACUAAUGGCUGGCUCUUCCAUCUUGUAUUUCAUGCCGUUUAUCCCUUCUUCACAUCCUCUCCUUCUUCCUGCCCAUUCACACUUUCGCCUGUUGUUUUAGGUUUUGGACGUGUUAUGUUUUGUCUACAGGACUGUUGCCAGGAAGCAAUAAAUAGGUGUCUAAUGGUCGGUUUUAUAUGUGAAAGGUAUACAUAUCGAUUAUUGAACUAGAAUCCUUGAUAUUUUUUUUAUCAUUGCUUAUGUUUUCUCUUAUUCUUUUUCGCCUUUUUUUUUUUUUUU